This is a messenger RNA of Bubalus bubalis (water buffalo), 2976 nucleotides long. RefSeq names its product solute carrier family 37 member 3 (gene SLC37A3). Gene Ontology annotation, biological process: transmembrane transport. Gene Ontology annotation, cellular component: endoplasmic reticulum membrane. The coding region runs from base 229 to 1716 and encodes 495 amino acids. Gene Ontology annotation, molecular function: transmembrane transporter activity. The transcript is spliced from 15 exons. NCBI's taxonomy places the organism in Eukaryota, Metazoa, Chordata, Mammalia, Artiodactyla, Bovidae. The record is from RefSeq and is a predicted model, not a curated record.
CCCGCGCGUCACGUGAGCGCCCGGAAACCCUGGCCGCGGCGGCCCGGGUGAGGUGGCGGCGGGAGUGGCCGGGUUGCAGGCGAGGUUGAGCAAGCGGAGCGAGCAGAGCGGCCGGCUGGGAACGUGACGACUACUGCGGGUCUCGGGCGAGCGGCGAAAGAAGAAAUGAUGUAAACCAUUCACUCCCCAGACUUUCAGGUCACAGUGGGAAGGAAGGUCAGGAGGAACAUGGCCUGGCCACAUAUUUUUCAAAGAGGAGCUCUGCUUUCCCGGUUCAGCCAUCAUCACAUGGUCGUGUUCCUGCUCACCUUCUUCAGUUACUCGUUGCUCCAUGCGUCAAGAAAAACAUUUAGCAACGUCAAAGUCAGUAUCUCUAAACAGUGGACCCCAAGUGCUUUUAACAAGUCAACUGAAUUAUUGCCUGUGGAGAUUUGGAGCAGCAACCAUUUGUUUCCCAGUGCAGAGGAAGCCACUCUUUUCCUCGGAAUGCUGGAUACCAUUUUCCUCUUCUCCUAUGCUGUGGGCCUUUUCAUCAGCGGUAUCGUCGGGGAUCGGCUGAAUUUGCGAUGGGUUCUGUCUUUUGGCAUGUGCUCUUCUGCAUUAGUGGUCUUCGUCUUUGGCACUGUCACGGAAUGGCUGCAUUUCUACAACAAGGGGCUGUACUGUAGCUUGUGGAUCGUGAACGGCCUGCUGCAGUCCACCGGCUGGCCCUGCGUCGUUGCUGUUAUGGGCAACUGGUUUGGGAAAGCUGGGCGAGGAGUUGUUUUUGGUCUCUGGAGUGCCUGUGCCUCCGUGGGCAAUAUUUUGGGCGCAUGUCUAGCUUCUUCUGUUCUGCAGUAUGGUUAUGAGUAUGCCUUCCUGGUGACGGCGGCCGUGCAGUUUGCUGGUGGGAUCAUCAUCUUCUUUGGACUCCUGGUGUCACCGGAAGAAAUCGGUAUCCCAGGUAUCGAGACAGAAGAAAAUUUUGAAGAAGAUUCGCACAGGCCGUUAAUUAAUGGUGCUGAAAACGAAGAUGAAGCUGAGCCUAAUUAUUCAAUCCAAGAAGGCAAUACUGUGACCCAAGUCAAGGCAAUAAGCUUCUACCAGGCUUGUUGCCUUCCUGGAGUUAUAGCGUAUUCACUGGCCUACGCUUGCUUGAAGUUAGUGAAUUACUCCUUCUUCUUCUGGUUGCCCUUUUAUCUGAGUAACAACUUUGGAUGGAAGGAGGCCGAAGCUGACCAGCUGUCCAUCUGGUACGACGUCGGAGGAAUUAUAGGUGGAACGCUGCAAGGCUUCAUCUCCGACAUGUUACAGAAGAGAGCGCCGGUGUUAGCUCUCAGUCUGCUUCUGGCCAUCGGGUCCCUGGUUGGAUACAGUCGUUCUCCAAACGACAAGUCCAUCAAUGCGCUUCUGAUGGCUGUCACAGGAUUCUUUAUUGGUGGACCUUCUAAUAUGAUUAGCUCUGCUAUUUCUGCGGACCUGGGUCGUCAGGAGCUGAUCCAGGGGAGCAGUGAGGCUUUGGCAACCGUCACUGGGAUCGUUGAUGGAACCGGGAGCAUUGGAGCUGCGGUGGGCCAGUAUUUGGUGUCUUUGAUCCAGGACAACCUGGGAUGGAUGUGGGUUUUCUACUUUUUCAUUCUUAUGACAAGUUGCACAGUUCUGUUUAUUUCACCAUUAAUAGUGAGGGAAACAUGCUCUCUUAUGCAAAGACGACAAACUCGCGUAUUGAAUGAGUGACUGGUGCCCACAAAAGAACAUCAGGACUCUUAUUCUCUUAAUUUACCCUAUUUUGGGUUUGUCUUAAGAACUCCAAUAUAACCUCAGAUUGUCAGGCCUCUUUCAGCAGUGUCAGCCCCCGGAGAUGCUGACCAGAGUGAAGGCUGGGUUGUUUUUUCUACACUACAGGAAUUAAUGAUUUUUAUUUAUCGCUGUUGUUCCAUGAAUGUACCGAAUGGCCUGUGACUCUGCCAGCAACUCUGUUGGCCUGUGGAGGUUCAUCCCUUUAACCGUAAAUGCUUUAUUGAACUUGGACCCUUGUCCUCCAGCCUGGAAAGCUGAGUGACCACGCGGCAGUCGUGCCCGGUUUGUAGCAACGACAUGCUCCACGAAUAGAAAGGAUCGUUGCAUUUUGCUUCGGUCAUGAGUUUACAGAGAGCAGCUCAUCUCUGAAGCAUCACAUCCUGGUACAGCGCUCCAGCGGGGUCCAGCAUAAGCCUGUCUUCGACAGAGAAUCCCUUAGUUAAACUACGUGCUGAGUGGCUCAGUUACUUUGUGUCUGCUCUGAAGUCGAUCAGCUCCGGAAGCAGAAAUAUCUUCCAGUGAUUGUCAGCUGUUCUCCUCCAUCUUCAUUCAGAAUUUCCUUCAACUCCUGGAAGUCUUUUGGCUUCCUGUCAAGGACCAUGAGGUACCUCAGUUGUGAACAUUCCAGGAUGUAAUUUAUAACCGAAGUACUCAACCCCAGGCUUGUUCUCUGGGAACUUUUUAGGAUCCACUAGGAAGCCAGUCGGCUUAGCCCUAUUUUCAGAGGCUCGGUCUCUGUCAUAACCAGGUUCCUUGCGUUACCUCAGCAGAAGACUAGAAUUAGAGAAAAAGGAAAGACCAUUUGGCCUUCUAUGCAUUAAGUACGUGACAUUGAAUCACAGUGGAUUACUAGGGCCUGAGAGGUAUCUAGGUAUCUAUUCUUUAGAUGUUUGUAGAAUAUACAUCUUCAAGGCUGUGAAUUCUAUACUAAUUAUCAAUAUUUUAAGGUCAUCCUGUAUAUAUAUUUUAAAUUAUGAAAGUGAGCAGGCGAAAAAUGUGCAAUUUUGAGGGCUGCCUAAUUUACAUGGAGUUAGGGGAAAAUUUUCAACCUCUUGCUUUGUACUCUCAAAUGUGUGUUUAUGAACUUGUUAAUGUUAUUUAAUCAAGCAGACUUCCAAUCAGUUAACUGCUCAUUACUGACAGAAAGGGAAACUUUUGAAACACAGAAAGGGAAAAUAAACUGACUUUUAUAAUAAA